AAAGGCAAUCUUGUUGGAAUACGCAUAACCACAGUGUGUUUUAAUUGUGCAAGAAAAUGUUUCGUUUUGUGUUCAUUCUCGCCUUCGUCAAUAUUGCCUUUGGCGCUAACGAUUAUGAAUCAGACAUCAGAAAAUCGUUAGAAAAAUUGAACGAGUUAAAACCUUUGGCUGCCUAUUACAAAAAGAAUCCAACAUCUCCCCAGGUGUUUGCGACAGGAACGAACCUUAUCAAUAGUACUCUUAAUGACCUGAGUGAAAAGUUAGCCGCCUAUGACCCCGCAAGCGUAGAAGAAAGGAACAUCAGCAUUGAACGUUCUAACAUAAAAUUCAGCGGAGUUCUUUCAAAUUUAAAUGUUGGAGGAUUUUCGGACUUCGUGGCUACAUCCCUGUCACUUUCUGUAUUAAGACGAACACUCUCGUUUACCAUAAAACUUCCCGAAUUAAAAUUAACAACAGACUAUGACAUUGAUGGUAGUAUUUCGUUUAUUCCCAUCUACGGAAAGGGUAACCUAAGUUUGCAAGUCAGUGGCAUUGAAGCUACGGGAAACGGCAAAGUAUCUUUAUCAAACCCUAUAUCAAUUGAAACCUUGAAUCUGGGAUACAGUAUCGGAAGUAUUAAUGUAAAUUUAUUAUUAUUUUAUUUUUAAAUUUUUAU
Molecule: messenger RNA, 655 nt
Organism: Agrilus planipennis (emerald ash borer)
Lineage: Eukaryota; Metazoa; Arthropoda; Insecta; Coleoptera; Buprestidae
Exons: 4
Coding region: 57-647 (196 amino acids)
Source: RefSeq, a predicted model, not a curated record